AAUUGGAGAUACAAAACCUAACCUCAAAAUAUUUUGCUCGGAGCGUUUCGCUGUGACGACUGUGUUCCACCGUUAGUGGCCUGCAAUUACUUUGGCCCGGUUUCACCAGGAACUAAACUUGUCGUUAGAGGAAGCGUAAACUCCAAUUAGCUCUUAACUGACAAAAUCGGGCUUUACCAUACGCCGUUAGAACUAAUAAAGGUUGAUUCAGACAUGGGACUGUGCUGGUACUGUGCUGCGUUGCGUUUGCGAUGGGACUGCGGUCGUGUUGGGUCGCUAUCAUUCACACAUAGGGCACUGUGCUGCGGCCGUGCUGUUGCUGUUUUGCUCUGUAUUACGUCAUUCCACUGCAAUCACUUCAUUACUUCAGUCACAGAGAUGGAUUCCGACGAAGAGGAUGUCAUUAUAGCGGUUGAUGCGUUUAUUGUAUUACAAGAUGAAGAAGAAGAAACAAAGAGGCCAAAAUAUUGGAUGCACCAGUUGUGGAAAGCAAGAGAUGAAGACGGAGAAUUCCACACAAUAUUUUCGCGUCUUAAAAGCGACCCAGUGAAAUUUUCCAAGUAUUUUCGUAUGAUUUUACCGAAGUUCGAGAACCUUUCGAAAAUACUUGAGAAUGAUUUAACAAAACAGCACUCGAGGUGGAGGCGGCCAGUUUCUCCAGAAGAAAGGUUGGCAUUGAUAUUAAAAUUAAAAUACCUGGGUUCAGGCAAUUCACAACUGUCUAAUCAGCUCCAGCUGAUUGGCUCCUUCGACAGUGAACUCUAUUAUUUUUCCAACAUUGGAAGCUAUAUGAAAGUGUAUGGUUGCUAAAGAAAUGCCAGAAUCAACAGAGGAAAUGCGGGGAAAAAUAGCUGAAAAGUUUGGUUCAAUAUGGCAGUUCCUCAAUUGUAUAAGUGCAAUUAUUGAUGGGAAGCAUAUUGAAAUUCAAGCUCCAAAAAAUAGUGGGUCACUCUAAUACAACUAUAAAAAGACAUUUUCGGUUGUAUAAUUAGCGUUAUAUUAGCGUAAUUUAUAGUUUGGUUGACGCAAACUAUAAAUUCGUGAUAAUUGAUGUUGGUGGUUAUGGAAAAUCUAGUGAUGGUGGAAUUCUAUC
Messenger RNA from Nilaparvata lugens (brown planthopper), 1093 nucleotides. RefSeq lists its product as uncharacterized. Lineage: Eukaryota; Metazoa; Arthropoda; Insecta; Hemiptera; Delphacidae. Bases 214 to 810 code for a protein of 198 amino acids. The record is from RefSeq and is a predicted model, not a curated record. The transcript has a single exon.